Molecule: messenger RNA, 909 nt
Organism: Drosophila busckii
Lineage: Eukaryota; Metazoa; Arthropoda; Insecta; Diptera; Drosophilidae
Product: ataxin-2 homolog
Exons: 3
Coding region: 1-909 (302 amino acids)
Source: RefSeq, a predicted model, not a curated record
AUGCUGGAAAGAAGACAAAGAGUUAGAAACUACAGCUGGCAGUUGCUGCUGUUGUUGUUGCUGUUGGUUCAAGAAAAACAAGCAGCGCCUACUGAAACGACACUGGAGGCAGUGCAGCAAGACUUAGGAGUAGAAGCACGCGCACGCAUUGAGCCGCAGGAUGAGCUACUGGCUGAAGAGGAAGACUUGGAUGGACGCAGCGCUUAUGUGAACAAUCAGUUUGUGCCCAACGAGCCUGUGGAGCUGGUGGACGAUGAACAGAAUGCGCCGCUCUAUGAAAUACUGCAAAAGCAAAUGGAGCAAGUGCUGGCCAAUACAGCGCCCGAUGUAGCGCUCUACAAAGAUGACAAGAGCAAGCGGCAGCCAGCGCCGCAACCCGAUGCGCUAACGCCAGAGGAAGAGCUGCCCGCCUUAGGCUAUCAGCAGCCACAGCUUAAGCCAGCAGAUGCAGCUACAACGACAAGCACCAGCACCAGCGCACCCAGCACCAGCAGCAAUCAGCGCAACAGCCCCAAUCGGCCGUCCAGGCGACGCAGCACCACAGCCUUACCCAGAACAACGCAGCACAGAAACGUCACCACAAGCAGCACAACGCCGCUCAGCAGCACCACAACAGCAACACCAACUCCAACUACUGUCAAGCCAAGCAGCACACUGAGCAGCUCGCCUCAUGAUCCGCAUGUGCUGCAACAAAAGCGACGCAUUAUUUUCAAAACCAUAUCAACUGGUUCACAGUUUGUCAACUCACCCAUUGGCGAUCUCAUGAUCAAGUUCUCCAUAGGCUAUGCCAAGCCGCUGCAGGCGCUGCCCAUUUCCAAUCAGGAAGCGCUACGCGCUUUGUCCAGCAACUUGCUGCGCAGCAGAGAAAUGCAAAAGCUGCUGAAGCUCAGCAAAGUGCCUAGAGAUUAG